Molecule: messenger RNA, 2018 nt
Organism: Solea solea (common sole)
Lineage: Eukaryota; Metazoa; Chordata; Actinopteri; Pleuronectiformes; Soleidae
Product: E3 ubiquitin/ISG15 ligase TRIM25-like
Exons: 1
Coding region: 608-1435 (275 amino acids)
Molecular function (GO): zinc ion binding
Source: RefSeq, a predicted model, not a curated record
GAUGCAGGGGGACUGAGGACAAUCCUGAAGGAUUAAGGAAUGAGGGAGAACUUUGAACUGUGAUAAAAAAAAAAUAAUAGAAUAAUAAUCAAACUGUGGUGGACAGUGUUACCAAAAUUAUUAGAAGAAAAAUGAAGCACUUUGAAAUGUGAUUUAGAGCUUCAAACUGUGGAAGGCAGAAGAAGAAUUAGAAGAAAGAGGAAGGUGUCGUGACGAUGACAAUGAUGAUGAAGGCUGUACACUGAAGGGUGUAAUGCUGCCCUGCACAGCUCGACGUUCUUGAUCUUCUGAUGUGGAGCAGUAGAGACUGUGAGGAACUUUGAAGAACUUUGAACUGCAGAUUAGAACUUUGAACUGUGGAUUAUAGAACAUUGAACUGUGAUUAAGAACUGAAGAAACUGUAGAGGGGAGCGUUACAGCCUGCUCAAAAUUAUUAUUAUUAUUAUUAUUAUAGUUAUUAUUAUGAGAAGAAGAACAUGAUAAGGACUUCAAACUGUGAUUAAGAACAUUUAAAUAUGGAGGGCAGAAUCACACCGCUCAGUCUACAAUGAUUGCCUUUAAAAACCAUGACUAAUUAACCAGACGAAGACAGAAGACGGCUGAGGCAAUGCUGUGUACGUUAUGGAGGUCAAUUGUUGGAAAACUCCGAAGAAGAAGAAGAAGAAGAAGAAGAAGAAGAUCUCAGGGACAGGAAAUUGAGCUGACAGGAGAUCAGCUGGAUUGGGAAAUUAUCUGCUGUCCAAUCUGUCUUGAGCUACUGAAGAAUUCAGUGACGAUUCCCUGUGGACACAGCUACUGUAUGAAAUGUAUUAAAGCCUUCUGGGACACAGAGGAUGACAGGAUGAUCUACAGCUGCCCUCUGUGCAGACAGACCUUCAGACGAAGGUCUAAACUGAUGAAAAGCAUCAUGUUAGCAGCUUUAGUAAAGAAGCUGAAGCCUGCACUCGAAGAUACUCUUGCUGAAGACUGCUAUGCUGGACCUGAAGAUGUGGCCUGUGAUGUCUGCAUGGAGAGGAAACUGAAAGCUCUCAAGACGUGUUUGAAUUGUGUGGCUUCUGUCUGCGAGAAACACCUCCAGCUCCAUUAUGAAUCCUCUCCAUAUAUGAAACACCAGCUGGUGGAGCCCUCCAAGAAGCUCCAGGAGAACAUCUGCUCGUAUCACAAUAAGGUGAUGAAGAUGUUCUGCCGCACAGAUCAGCUGUUUAUCUGUUAUCUCUGCUCUGUGGACGAACACAAAGGUCACAACAUCAUCUCAGCUGUGGCAGAAAUGAUGGAGAGGCAGAGAAAGCUUGAGCUGAAUCAACAAGAAAUCCAGCCGGAGCUCCAGGACAGAGAGGACGAUGUGAAGGUGCUCAAACAGAGGAGGUGGUGGAGGCGGACGUUCCCUCUGCUGAUAAAGCCGUGGAGGACAAAGAGAAGAUCUUCAACAAGCUGAACCAUUUCUAGACAAGAGAAGCUCUGAUGUGAAGCAGCAGAAGUGAGUCAUGUCACUGAGAUAAAGGCGACUUUACACCCACGACCAUGGAUCAUCAGCAGCCUCACUGUGUACUAUAUAUGGAAGAAAGAAAGAAAGAAAGAAAGAAAGAAAGAAUAAAUACAGAAAUUAAUGAAUGAAUAAAUAAAUAAAAGACUAAAUAAAGAAAGAAAAAUCAACCAUUAAGAAACACAUUGAUAUUUAUUUAAUUCAGUAUUUCUGUAUGUCAUUUAUUCUUUUAUUUCUUCAUUUAUUGAAUUAUGUAUUUAUUCAUUCUUUCUUGCUUUUAUUUCUUAUGAUGUCAUUUCCUCCAUAGUACAAUGCUCGAUUGUGUCUUCCUGUCACAACCAGAGACUUUUCUUUAUCAAAGAUAUUGUUUUUCCGACUUUGUAAAGAAGGAAAUUCACAUAAAACAUUUGACUAUUUGAAAAAAAAAAACGAUGAAAUCUGAUGCUUUAUUGUGUAAAACAAAGUCGUUGUGUGGUUGAAAACAGAUUUACUGAUUCGAUGUGAGGCCAAAGUGAAACUUUACACCAAAAUAGUG